Molecule: messenger RNA, 742 nt
Organism: Salarias fasciatus (jewelled blenny)
Lineage: Eukaryota; Metazoa; Chordata; Actinopteri; Blenniiformes; Blenniidae
Product: thiosulfate:glutathione sulfurtransferase
Exons: 4
Coding region: 83-607 (174 amino acids)
Source: RefSeq, a predicted model, not a curated record
GGGGUAACUGAACUCUGGGGCAAUAACUCCUUCGACCUGCGGAUGGCGUCAAACGCAGUUUAGUGUUUCUGAAGAAGAAGAGAUGGUUGAACUAUUCGCCCGCAGGCUGCGGGCUGCGUUUCUUUUCACCAUGUUUUCCUUCCUGCUGUCUCGGGGUUGCUGUCAGCUUGUCACGGCUGCGAACCGCAGCUUUCCCUCCACAUUGGCUCCAGAUUUUCGGGCUUUUACAACCACCUGUCCAAUUUACGGGGAACUGUCCGAGAAUGCUUCACAGGUGAGCUACCCAGAACUGAAGACCAUGCUCUCAAGCAGCAACAUCCAGCUGUUUGAUGUGAGAACCCCUGAUGAGUUCCAGGCCGGUCGCAUCGCAGAGGCCGUCAACAUCCCAUUGGACACCCUGGAGGAGUCUCUGAAGCUUUCUCCUGAGCUGUUCCAGAAGAAGUUCGAAGUGAAGCCUCCUGGGAAGGAUGACAACAACACUGUGUUUUACUGCAGGAGUGGAAACAGGAGCGCCAAAGCGCUGGCCAUCGCCUACCAGCUCGGAUUCAGCAAGGUGAGACAUUAUAAAGGAGGCUACACAGAGUGGAUUGAAAAAGAAGGGAAAUGAAAUCAAGAGGCCUUUCCCCGUGGCGGUUACUUUAUAGGAAACUGCUCCAUAUGUUUAAUAUCUUCCAUAAAGAUAUGUGAUGAUUUAAAAACUCUGUCAUGAUCGAUGAUUGGAGGCUAAUUAAAACUUUUAAAA